AGUGAAUCUGCUCAGGGGUGACAUAAUGAGAGCUGAGUAGAACUUUAACCCCUUAAACCACCGCUUUUGUUUUUUAAUUUAGUCAAGAGUCAACUCACUCAGAGUCCCCCUUCUUCCCCCUCCCCACAUUUAUCUGAGAGAGAUAAAGAGAGAGAGAGAAAAGCGCGCCCGGCUCCAUGUGUGGAUGAAGCGCACUCCUCCACGCUCCCUGCGCUGGUGAUGCCACGGAGUCACGCCGGCGGCGACGAGAGCGGCGGCUCGGGGCUCUGGGUGAAGACCUCCACCGGUGGUGCCGGUGGGAGCCGGGCGCAGCAGGGCUACCCGCUGAGGGAUGUGGAGUGCGGACGCAGGGCGAUGAAUAACAACGCGGCGCUCGUCGGGGACGGUCUCCUACUGUCCUCGGCCGCGGCAGGUGCUGCUGCGGGAGCGGUCCGGAACCACCAGGGCGCCCGGCUCAGCCUGCUGGGGAAGCCGCUGACCUACAGCUCUCAGAGCGGCCGCAGGAACGCGCGCUACCGGAAGCUCCAGAAUUACCUCUACAACGUGCUGGAGAGACCCAGAGAGUGGGCUUUCGUCUACCACGCUUUUGUUUUCAUCCUGGUGUUUGGAUGUCUGGUUCUGUCUGUGUUUUCUACCAUUCCUAAUUACCAGGAUGUCUCCUCGUACUGCCUGCUCAUCCUGGAGUUUGUGAUGAUUGUCGUGUUUGGCCUUGAGUACAUCAUCAGGAUAUGGAGUGCUGGCUGCUGCUGCCGAUACAGAGGCUGGCAGGGACGCCUCCGCUUUGCCAGGAAACCCUUCUGUGUCAUAGACAUCAUCGUACUUAUCGCCUCAGUUGCUGUGGUUUCAGCCGGUAGCCAGGGUAACGUCUUCGCCACCUCUGCACUGCGCAGCCUUCGCUUCCUCCAGAUCCUGCGAAUGGUGCGCAUGGACCGGAGGGGAGGAACCUGGAAGCUGCUCGGAUCUGUAGUUUAUGCACAUAGUAAGGAGCUAGUGACUGCUUGGUAUAUCGGGUUCCUGGUGCUCAUUUUCUCCUCUUUCUUGGUCUAUCUGGUGGAGAAAGAAUUCAACAAGGAGUUUGAUACGUAUGCUGAUGCUCUGUGGUGGGGCACGAUCACCCUAACAACAAUCGGUUAUGGUGAUAAAACCCCGCAGACGUGGACAGGGCGGUUAUUAUCAGCAGGUUUUGCUCUGCUUGGGAUCUCCUUCUUUGCUUUGCCAGCUGGCAUCCUGGGGUCAGGUUUUGCCCUGAAGGUGCAGGAGCAGCAUCGCCAGAAGCACUUUGAAAAACGAAGGAACCCAGCUGCCAGCCUGAUCCAGUGUGUCUGGCGUAGUUAUGCUGCUGAUGAGAACUCAGUUUCCAUUGCUACCUGGAAGCCUCAUUUGAAGGCGUUGCAUACCUGCAGCCCCGCCAAGAAAGAGCAGGGCGAGACUACUUACAGUCAGAAAUUGAGCUUUAAGGAGCGGGUCCGGAUGGCGAGUCCUCGAGGUCAGAGCAUGAAGAGCAGGCAGACGUCCGUCAGUGAGCGCCAGCGCUGCUCCCCUGGCAAUGAGGUGGUGGGCAGCAGCGAGCUGAUAAGUGGGAGCCCCGCCAAAGUGCAGAAGAGCUGGAGCUUCAACGACCGGACCCGGUUUAGGCCAUCGCUAAGGCUGAAGAGCCAGACCCGCACUGCUGCUCUGGAUGUGGACGGAGGCAUGACCACGGAUGACUCCUUUGAUGAGAAAGGCUGCCAUUGUGACGUGACGGUGGAGGAUCUUUCAGCUCCGCUAAAGGCUGUCAUCAGAGCCGUCAGGAUUAUGAAAUUCCAUGUGGCGAAGAAGAAGUUCAAGGAGACGUUGCGCCCGUACGAUGUGAAGGACGUCAUUGAGCAGUACUCAGCAGGACACCUGGACAUGCUCUGUCGCAUCAAAAGCCUUCAAACCAGACUGGACACUGUUGUGGGCCCCCCUCCAAGGCCAUUUAGGGGCCGGGUCAAGAACUUUUCCUCUCCUUCUCUGCCUUCAUAUUACAGCCAUGCUCAAAGGAAACAAUCGCCAGCUGGGGUGGAUCAGAUUUUGGGGAAGGGACAGAUUCCUGUGGAUAAGAAGCCAAGAGACAAACUGCACCCAGACGGAGAUUCACUGGAGGGCAUGAGCAUGCUGGGGCGAGUGUGUAAAGUGGAAAGACAGGUGACCUCCAUUGAGUCAAAGUUGGACUCUUUGCUAGACGUUUACCGCCAAGUCCUAAGGAAAGGCCCCUCAGCGCUCACCCUCUCCUCCCUGCCUCUUUUUGAGCUGGAAAACCACCAGCACCACAACUUGGACUAUCCCAACUCUCCCCAGGGGAGCGAUAUGAUCCGAGGCCGAGGAGACAACAGUAGCGGGAUGCACCGUUCCCACUGCGCCAACCCGAGAGGCCUGCGUCUCAUACUGGCGCCGGCUGAUGACGACGUCCCUCCAGACUCGGCUCCUCCUUCCUACCCGCCGUCCACCGCAUCCCUCUCCCCUUCUCCCCUGCUGCCCCCAGACAGCCCCUACCCGACUUUACUCACCCCUUCCAAAAAGGCUAACUUCCCCGAUCUGCCGCCUCCACCGCCCUCAUCAGGGAGCUUCACUCUUCGGCUUCCUCCCAUGAUGCACCCCUCUCACCUCCAAUGCCCAGCUGACCCAGUCUCAGAUGAUAUGACAGAUGAAGCAGGAGGGGAUGAGCAAAGUCUGGGCCCGUCGGUCGUCGUGGGAUGUGAUGCUGAUGAUGACGACGAUCCAGAGGAGAACAGUGAGGCAGGUUCUGUGCAGAGAAAAGUGCAACUGCGGAAGAAGCCUGGCCUGAAAUCCGAGGGAGUCUGGAGAAGGCAUCUGAGCCUAGAAGUUAACCCUUUGCUGCUCCUCUCAUCUAGCCAAGAGGAGACGCCUUCAGACUGGGGAGGCAAUCUUGGGAAAUCCCUCUCUGCGCAUAAUCUCAACCAGCCUUUAACCAGCCGUGCUUCUACUCUUUCCUCGACACUCAACAACAGCAGCAGCAGCAAUGAUAGCGAACGUGGCAACGGCCACAGUGACCUCAGCAAAUGGGACGGAACAGACCUCUUCAUUAGUGACUGCAAGCUGAAGCCAGGAGCAGAACACUACAACUACCUGUCCCAGGGACCCGACAGCAGCCAAUCCAACAUUUUACAGACCGUAGAGGAGGCUGUACCUCACCCAAAGGGGAACUCCGAGUUCCUCAGUCAAUCCUCACACUUACAGCUGGUGUAAGGACACUCACUAACCUGUAAGCUGUAUGUACACACUGCUGCGGCUGACACCGCUUUUUAAAAGAUCAUGCUAUCAGUUUUACUCUUUAUACGUGUACAAACAGUGUUUUCUAUUUUGUUUACACCGUAAUGUCCGGUUUUAUGGGACACCGAAAUUUCUACACCUUGUAGAAUAAAAGAAUGUACAAAUUUUUAAUUUGUUUAAUGUUAUACAAAAUAGGAAAACAGAGUAUAAUGAGAAAAGGAAGGUUUGGAAAAGAAAAAAAACUAUUGACUUUCGGCAAUUAGUAUUACAAAAGGUUGAGGAUUUUCAAAAUAAACUCCAUAACAAAAUGUUUUUUUCAACAUAUUCAUCACAAAAACCACUUCAAGUUGUCUUUUUACCCCAAAGAAAAACUCUGAUUUUCUCAGUUUGGAAUUCCAGCCAAAGAACCUAAUCUUAACUCAUCUGCAGAAGAUGCAGAAAUACAAUCUUUUUAUCACAGAAAAAUGUUAAAAAGCAGAAUAAGACACUUUCAAUCAUUUUGUGAAAAGUUGACUGGUACAGGAGUGAAAAGAUUUGUUGAAGUCCAAAUACAAAUCACACAUGUUGGGAAACUAUACACUCACGCACGUUUACGAAUACCGCCAUUUUACCCAACUGCAAAGUACUUGAAAAGCAAACUAUACAAACAGCUGAGACUGACAAAUGAAGUUUUGUUUUACAAAUCCUUGAGUUCAGUCUUCUUGGAUGAUAAGGAGAACAAAUCUUGCAUAUCAUACAUAUCACUGCGUGGAGUGUUUCCGAAACUAAAUGAAUCAAAAAAUGAUGUGCUGAGAUGGGAAAGGCUAUGAAAAAAUGAUCAGCAAACCAAAAGCAUGUGAUCACUUCCCAGAUCGAUUAUUUAUGUAUUUUUCCACUUCUGCAGAAAUAUUAAUGUAUUUAUGUUUGUUUUGUUUAACCAUUCAUCAAAGUAUUGGUUAAAAUAAAUGUAGAAACCCACUUAUAACCUUUGCAUAACAGCAGUCACGUCCAUGUUGGACCACUUCCUGCUGGGUUUGCACAGUAGGCCUGAUGAAAUAAUUGAAAAUAGUCUGAAUUAAAGGAAGUUAUUCAAGUGGGCCUUCUCAACUAAGCAUAAGAUGCUGCAUGCUGAAGUUGCUGCAACCUUUGAAGUCAAAUGUAGCAACUCAGUUGUUGAUUAGCCUUGAUGUCUUUCUGCACACUAAAAUGGGACGGACACACACGACAAGCCAUACCAAGAAGGUGCAGUGUUUUCAUUUGAUAAUUGAACUUGAAUUACCUCUUACAUGAUACAAGAACAUACUACUUUGAUGUCAAAUUUACAACAUUUAAAAUACAUUUGAUGUUUUGUUUUCCAUUUUACUGCACCAAAAUCUGCUGGACCAGCCUAGGUUUUAACAUUAACACGUACAAUGUUUAAUUUGGGAAAUUAUAUUACACCUGAUCUGUCAUGCAUGUUUUUUUUUCCUUAAUUAGAGGGAAAGCUAAAAAUGGUAAUAUAUUCAUGUUUUAAAAUAUGAAAGCGAGAGAGUAAUUUGAAUAUCUGCAAUGCUAUUCCUUGUGCAUUUUUAGCAUUUAGCAGUCACUCUCUCAUCUUAAUCUCAAAUACACAUUUUAUUCAGACUUCCUAAAAUUUUGUUCAUUUAAUUACUCCAAUUUCAAAACUUAUAUUUUAAUUGGCACACUUUAAAAAAGUUUAGUUUGCCUUAAAUUACACUAUUUUAUAUUUCCUUCUUAGUUGGGGGACAAUAUGAUUGCUUUUAUAACUUCAUUUGUGAUAUCUUUAAGUUGUCAUUUAGAUUCAUUUUUACAAAUUCACAACAGUCUUAAAAUAUUUUAUUGUGUUAAUUAUUACACUACAGGCUCUGAGGAGAGUGCACAUUGGUUAGCAAAUUAACAUUCUAUUGCAGAACAAAGAUUUUCCUGCAUUUUAUUUUCUAAAAAAAUGACAACAUUUAACAUUUGAAUUUUAUCCUAAAAGCCCAUGCAUAGAUGACUUUGGUUUGGUACGAUGAACUUUGUUUUCAUCACAAAAGCACAGUGCUUUCUGGUGAGUGGAGCCUGAACAUAUAAUAUCAUAGGCUUUUGUGUGUAUAUUAUUGGAAUAGAUUUGUUGUAUGUAUUGACUGAAUUUUAAUGCAUAUGAAUAACAUUAAGCUCAUUGAAUUGUUACUCUUUGGGGUAUUAAAUGGGCCAUUCUCUCCAUUAAACUAAUAUUUUCAAACUGUAUAUCACUUAAGGGUGCCUUUUGCAUAUGAAAAUCUUUUUGUUUUGCUACAAAGUUUGCCUAGAGCCAAUGACACACUGUAUUGAAGUCAAACUCAUUUUGAACAGGGCAUCCAGUUCCAUUAAGUCAUGUAGCUUUAGCCACAGACUUUAUGACUGCAAUAGCCAGUAAUACCAUUUGUCUACAUGCUUGAACGGUAAUUCAUUAUACGGCUGGCCUUAAAGCUUGAUAAUGUUAACAUUGUUAUUUCUUUUAAAUUAAUUUAUUGAAGUGCACAUUUAUCUUCUCGGAAAGAGAAAUGCAAAAGUGAUUUUAAUUUUCAGUAAUAAAGGAUUAACAAAACAG
Messenger RNA from Austrofundulus limnaeus, 5803 nucleotides. RefSeq names its product potassium voltage-gated channel, KQT-like subfamily, member 5a (gene kcnq5a). The transcript is spliced from 15 exons. Bases 220 to 3228 code for a protein of 1002 amino acids. Gene Ontology annotation, biological process: potassium ion transmembrane transport. Gene Ontology annotation, cellular component: voltage-gated potassium channel complex; membrane. NCBI's taxonomy places the organism in Eukaryota, Metazoa, Chordata, Actinopteri, Cyprinodontiformes, Rivulidae. Gene Ontology annotation, molecular function: voltage-gated potassium channel activity. The record is from RefSeq and is a predicted model, not a curated record.